UCCCGGAGGUGGCAGGGGCGGCCGGGGCGGCCGGGGCCGCGCUGCACCGCACCGCACCGUGCGGGCGGCCAUGGAGCGAGCUUAGGGCGUCGCAGGAAUUGUGGGAGGCACCUCAGUGAAGAAAUGGACCAGUGUGUAUAAUCAUGGAAUCUCCUUGCUGACAAUCACCACCUGCUCUCCUUGAUAAGUGAGAGAGAGUAGUCAGGGGAGAAGGAAAAGAGGUCAACAUGAAGCUAAAGCAGCGAGUCGUGCUGUUAGCAAUUCUCCUUGUCAUCUUUAUCUUCACCAAAGUUUUCCUGAUUGACAACUUAGAUACAUCAGCUGCCAACCGGGAGGACCAGAGGGCCUUUCACCGAAUGAUGGCUGGCUUGCGGGUAGAGCUGGUGUCCAAGCUGGACCACACCUUGCAGUCUCCCUGGGAGAUUGCAGCCCAGUGGGUGGUUCCCCGGGAAGUGUACCCUGAAGAGACACCAGAGCUGGGGGCAAUCAUGCAUGCCAUGGCCACCAAGAAAAUCAUUAAAGCUGAUGUAGGUUAUAAAGGGACACAACUGAAAGCCUUACUGAUACUUGAAGGAGGACAGAAAGUUGUCUUCAAACCUAAGCGGUAUAACCGAGACUAUGUGGUAGAAGGGGAACCUUAUGCUGGUUAUGAUAGACACAAUGCAGAGGUAGCAGCCUUUCAUUUGGACAGGAUUAUGGGUUUCCGCCGAGCCCCCUUGGUGGUUGGCAGAUUUGUUAAUCUGCGGACAGAGAUCAAGCCUGUUGCCACGGAGCAGCUCUUGAGCACCUUCCUAACUGUAGGAAAUAAUACUUGUUUCUAUGGGAAGUGUUAUUAUUGCCGAGAAACAGAGCCAGCCUGUGCUGAUGGAGACACGAUGGAGGGGUCUGUCACGCUUUGGCUUCCAGAUGUGUGGCCUCUACAGAAACACCGACACCCAUGGGGCAGGACUUACCGAGAGGGCAAAUUAGCCAGGUGGGAGUAUGAUGAGAGCUACUGUGACGCUGUGAAGAAAACACCCCCUUAUGACUCCGGCCCUCGCCUCUUGGACAUCAUUGAUACAGCUGUCUUUGAUUACCUGAUUGGCAAUGCUGACCGCCAUCACUACGAGAGUUUUCAAGACGAUGAAGGCGCUAGCAUGCUCAUCCUUCUCGAUAAUGCCAAAAGCUUUGGGAACCCCUCGCUGGAUGAAAGAAGCAUUCUUGCCCCUCUCUAUCAGUGUUGCAUCAUUCGGGUUUCUACCUGGAACAGACUGAACUCCCUGAAGAAUGGUGUGCUGAGGUCUGCCUUAAAAUCUGCCAUGGCCCAUGACCCCAUCUCCCCAGUGCUCUCCGAUCCUCACCUAGACGCUGUGGACCAGCGGCUCCUGAGUGUCCUGGCCACCGUGAAGCAGUGCACUGACCAGUUUGGGAUGGACGCAGUGCUGGUGGAAGACAGGAUGCCUCUCUCCCACUUGUAA
Messenger RNA from Mesoplodon densirostris (Blainville's beaked whale), 1457 nucleotides. RefSeq names its product glycosaminoglycan xylosylkinase-like. The record is from RefSeq and is a predicted model, not a curated record. The transcript has a single exon. NCBI's taxonomy places the organism in Eukaryota, Metazoa, Chordata, Mammalia, Artiodactyla, Ziphiidae. Gene Ontology annotation, biological process: protein phosphorylation. Gene Ontology annotation, molecular function: phosphotransferase activity, alcohol group as acceptor. The coding region runs from base 228 to 1457 and encodes 409 amino acids. Gene Ontology annotation, cellular component: Golgi apparatus.